This is a messenger RNA of Gadus morhua (Atlantic cod), 877 nucleotides long. It is a transcript of the gene ska2, whose product is annotated as spindle and kinetochore associated complex subunit 2. The transcript has 6 exons. The record is from RefSeq and is a predicted model, not a curated record. Gene Ontology annotation, biological process: mitotic cell cycle; cell division; chromosome segregation. Bases 45 to 449 code for a protein of 134 amino acids. NCBI's taxonomy places the organism in Eukaryota, Metazoa, Chordata, Actinopteri, Gadiformes, Gadidae. Gene Ontology annotation, cellular component: spindle microtubule; outer kinetochore. Gene Ontology annotation, molecular function: microtubule binding.
UCUAUCUUUGGGGUUUCCGGUCUGAAGAAUGUCAACUAUUCAACAUGGAGACCACCGUCGAAAAGCUAGAGGCGAUGUUCCAGAAGUCUGAGGCGGACCUUGACUACAUCGAGAAACGGCUGAAGCUGGACUUCAUCAACGCCCACCACACCGGAGAUGGGGCCCCAGCCGAGGAAAAUCUAGUUGGGAUGCUGGAUUCCCUGGGUCAGAUCAAGGCCAAACACGCAGCACUGUCCACACAGGUACAGGAGAUCGCCACCGCCCAGAAGGAGUCCAUGGACUCUAUCAGAGGCCAGCUGGAUGGUACUCUGCAGCUCAUUCAGCACUUCCAACAGACAGACAAUUCUAAGAUCUCCCCAUUGACUGGAGAAGCGCAGGAGGCAGCGGAGCUCAUCGCCCAGGGUCCUUCGCAAAGCAUGACAGAUGUUACACCAGUUGUCAAACAAUAGCAGCAACAAAAAACAUCUAGGACAGACAGGUCGGCGGGCGUUAGUUGACCGACCAACACUUUCGACUGCGCCAGCAUCUGUCCCCUUAAAUGCAGGAGGUUGGUGAAAUGGACUUCUAUGUGGGCCUACUCCUAUCUUUAAAGUGAUGCCCUCUUUCCACAAGCAGACACUCAAACACCAGCUCAUCUUUUUUACGUAUGCCUUUGAGAAUGUUUGGGGUCACCCGGAUCAAGAGACGUUAUGUUCCCACAAGGUGAAUGCUAUGAAAAGUGUAGAGAUGUUAGCAGACUUGAGGAGCCCCAACCGGCCGCCUCCAGGGUGUCCGCGCGGUAGUAAAAGGUAGUAAAAAAUAAAAUAAAAAAUUAAGGCCCUUGAGGUAACAAACGCAAUUUGACUUCGUAGUAGUUUUCACCACCUCAAUAUAAAAU